AUGGAACAUCUCCUACCAGAACAGCAAAAAGAAACAUUAUUUCAGGCAGCAUAUAUAAAAGCCUUAAUAGACAACAAAAAGAACUUGACCCAGUGGAAGGAAUAUAAGGAAAAAUACGAAGAAGUGAUAGAAAAUCUUAAAUUCUACAAUGAAAAGCAUCAGCAUUCCAUACUUCUGCCAGUAGGCAGCAAGGCUUACGUAAAAGGUAAGUUAGUACACACUAAUGAUGUUUGGGUCACAUUAGGAUGUGGUUGGUUCCUUAAGACAAGUACCAAAAAGGCUGUAGAGAUCUGUGAAAGAAGGAUAAAUUCAGCCAAUGAACUAAUUGAAAAAUGGGAAAAAGAAAGUGCUCUGUUGGAAAAUAUGAGAAAUUUUUCUAAAAAAAGGGAUGCUUUUGAGAGUGAAGAUACUAAAGAAGUAAUAGAACCAUAUGAUGAAGAAAAAGAAAAAGAUUGGAAGCUGAAACAUAGGGAAAAAGAGAAACAUUAUCGACAACAGUUGAAAGAACUUAAAGAAAAAACUGGUUCUGCUAACAUUAAUACUGAAAAGGAUAUCUGGGAACAUCUAGAAGCUUUAGAGCUACAAGAAGAGCUUGAAGAUGAAUUGAACAGAUUGGGUUGUGACUCUGAAUCAAGUAGUGAAGACGACGAUAGUAGUGAAAGUAGUGUUUCAAAUGACAAUACAGAGGAAAUUCAAGAACCGAUAGAAAAUCCUAUUCAGAUAAACGAAAUUUCGGAUAGUAAACCUACAUCAAUAAUAGUUAGUGAUACUAACAUCAAAUCUAAAAAGAAAAGUGUUACCUUUAACUUAGCCCCAGACGAUACAUCAAGUAAAAAUACUCCAAAAGAAUCUAUCAUUAAUGAAAACAAUGCUUUACAAGAAGCAGUAUCAGACACAGUUUAUGAAAAUGUUUCUAAACCAUCUUUGUCAUUAAAUAAUAAUGAACCUAAGCGACCAAUCAGUAAAUUUAAAAUGAAUCGUAAAUAG
Messenger RNA from Nezara viridula (southern green stink bug), 987 nucleotides. The record is from the annotation of a GenBank genome assembly. NCBI's taxonomy places the organism in Eukaryota, Metazoa, Arthropoda, Insecta, Hemiptera, Pentatomidae.